Molecule: messenger RNA, 2958 nt
Organism: Bicyclus anynana (squinting bush brown)
Lineage: Eukaryota; Metazoa; Arthropoda; Insecta; Lepidoptera; Nymphalidae
Gene: Ack-like
Product: activated Cdc42 kinase-like
Exons: 18
Coding region: 185-2311 (708 amino acids)
Biological process (GO): protein phosphorylation
Molecular function (GO): protein tyrosine kinase activity; ATP binding
Source: RefSeq, a predicted model, not a curated record
AUCACCAAUCAAAAUCAAUGCACUUCAAAGUGACAACGCGAAGCCGAAGGGGGUCUGUACUCUAUGUGCUGUAGGGAUUUGUGUUGAAGCUUCAAUUUGUGGGCAUUUUUACUUGUAUUGUAUUGUUAUUGUGCUUUUGUGUUAUUUUUAUGAAAUCAAGUUUUUAAUUUACGUUUCUGUGAUAAUGGACAACAUUUCUGAGGAUCAUGAAAAUCUGAGGGAGUUUCUUGAAGAUGCCGAGCUCCAACAGUAUUAUGAAUUAUUUAGGGAUAUAUUAAAAGUUAGUAAAUUAUCACAAAUGAAGUUUGUUGGGAUUGAUGACUUAAUACAAAUUGGCCUGUCAAGGCCAGAACAAAGAAGAUUUAAGAAAAUUUACUCAAAAUACUUCCCAAAUUCCUACAUAAAUAAGUUAAAAAAGCUACUCCAUAUUAAUAAGAAAAAUGAUCAGAACAAACACAACCAAAUAUUUACGCCUGCUGACUUUCAAUCCGUUGCCGAAGUGAACGUUAAAGUACCUACGAAGCAUAUAAUACCCAUAGAACACAUAACCAUCAACAAGGAGCUUGGCAUGGGACAAUUCGGAGUUGUUCAACAAGGCACAUGGGCUACAGGAACUCAAAGACUGCAAGUUGCUAUUAAGUGUUUAGGAAAUGAACGUAUGACGUCGAAUUCGACAGAGUUUCUCAAAGAGGCCGCAGUGAUGCACAGUAUUGAUCACCCCAAUAUUGUGAGGUUAUAUGGAGUCGUAUUGCACCUUGACUCCUUGAUGUUGGUGACAGAGCUGGCACCACUAAGGUCUCUUCUGGAGUGUCUGCGAGAAGUUACUCUUCGCAAUGACUUCUCAGUGGGUGUACUCUGUCAGUUCGCUGAACAGAUCUGUGAUGGAAUGAAUUAUUUGGACAGCAAAAGACUGAUACACAGGGAUUUGGCGGCGCGGAAUAUAUUGGUGUUCCACAAGGAUUGUGUAAAAAUCUCAGACUUUGGUCUCUCCCGGGCCUUGGGCGUUGGGAAGGACUACUACCAAACUAAUUACAAUGUGAAUCUCAAAUUACCUGUCGCUUGGUGCGCACCAGAAUGUAUUCUAUACUUAAAGUUUACGUCAGCGAGUGACGUGUGGGCUUUCGCUGUGUGCUUAUGGGAAAUGUUCACUUACGGUUUCCAGCCGUGGGCCGCCUUCUCUGGCCAACAAAUACUUGAUGCUAUAGAUGUCCCUAAUUUCCAACGCUUAGAGAGACCGGAGUGUUGCCCAGACGCAUAUUACUCGCUGAUGCUGGAGUGCUGGUCGCAUGACGCGAACAGUCGACCGAAGUUCAAAGACUUGAUCACAAAGUUGCGUCAGAUUAGGCCUGACGAACUUCAAGCCACUGUUAAUUUCAAAAAACCAGAAGAUAAUAAACGACCUUGUCAAUAUCUGGAAUAUAAGGCUGGACAAAAAAUAACUGUCCUUGGAAAGGAGAGUUUCACUAAAUCUUCAAUGUGGUACGGUGUACUAUCCGGCGGUAGCUGCGGUUGCUUCGACCCAAGUUGUACCAAACCCUACGUUAAUGAAGAGCGCGGCGCUUUUGUGCCUGGUUCACUGUCACCGCACCCCAAUCGCAACUCCGCACGCUCCAUCCGUUCAUCGCUGCUGCGGAGCGACGCCAAACGUCACACUUUCACGGGCAAACGCUCUAUAGAAAGGAGCAUGAUAUCUAGCCCCCAGGGUGAUGUCAAACAUACAGUCCACGUUGGGCUCGACGGCGCUUACUUCGGUGAUCUGUCUUUCUUGGAUCCAUCUGGAUGUCCCCCUCGUCAAAUCGUUAUGCCGUACAAGCCGUCGGAAGAUUUGGAGGAAGUUCCUCUGAUAAACCCCAACUCUCCGUCUCAUUUGACUGCUACAACCUCGACUUCACCCUAUCCGUUAUUGAGCUCAAACAAACCAGAUGAAGUGGAAUUGUCUUUGGAUGGCGGGAAAUCCAAGGGUCCAAAGAAACCCUAUAAGUCACUUUUGGAAUCCUCAACGAGUAAAAGCCUUCUCAGCAAGGUGAAAAAUGCUACGUUGGGUCGAGCGCACAAAACUGAAGAUCUCACGAAGAAUGACGAGGUGCACGAAUAUUAUGAAAUAUCUGAUACUGAUACGGAGAGUACUGCAGCCGAAGUGAGGGUUGAUGUUCUUCCUGAAAGUCCUAAGGGGUGUAACGACUUCAGCCAAAGUUUGCUGGAUGAAAUGGAAACCAUUUUCAAAAGUCUCGAUGACAGGGAAGAUAGCUCCGACGAAGAAAUCACAAUAUAUGGAUUCAAGUCGUCCCAUUACAGAUUAGCGUACAUUUAAAUAGUUAAUUAAAUGCCUAUCUCGAUGAGUACUGCUUACGUAUAUUUUAAGCUUGCAAAAAAUAUACAGUUAGAGUGCGCGCAAGAUAAGUUUGAUCGCGACUGGUCUUUGCCGCGAUCUCUUUUACCCACCUAGAGAUAGAUAGAGGUAGACGACAAUAUGGCGGCAUUUGAUUCUUGGUUUUCGCCACGCGCAAACUUGUUGUGUGCGCACUCUACUAUGUACUAACUAACUAACAAACAUGUAUUUCGGAUACUAGGUUUUGUGAAUUUGCUGUAGUUAAAGAAGUUUUUUUACCUUCACAGUCUUUUCGUAACCCAGAUCUAGGUCCACCAUAAACAAUCAAUAUUUAAAAAAUACUUACUAAUUAUAAAAAACAUUACUUUAUGUCCAUGACACAUUUUUUAUUGUAAAGAUCAAAAUGUAAAUUAUAUCAAGAAGGCAAGUUAUAAAUAAACACGUCAAUUCUCAUUUUCCCAUCAUAGGAUGGCCGAAUUAUUUUCGCCGAUUUUAUUAUUUAAGUAUAAGAGUCUACUAAACUUUCGGUAUUCGGCUAAGUUCAAGUAUACUAUUCAUUUGCAAGUUUAAUGUAUUUGUAAUUAGUACUCAUUAAUUUGGGCUCUUUCAAACGUUUUUCGGGGCUAUAG